Molecule: messenger RNA, 1592 nt
Organism: Vidua macroura (Pin-tailed whydah)
Lineage: Eukaryota; Metazoa; Chordata; Aves; Passeriformes; Viduidae
Gene: LMAN2L
Product: lectin, mannose binding 2 like
Exons: 8
Coding region: 638-1498 (286 amino acids)
Biological process (GO): endoplasmic reticulum to Golgi vesicle-mediated transport; Golgi organization; endoplasmic reticulum organization
Cellular component (GO): COPII-coated ER to Golgi transport vesicle; endoplasmic reticulum-Golgi intermediate compartment; endoplasmic reticulum membrane
Molecular function (GO): D-mannose binding
Source: RefSeq, a predicted model, not a curated record
ACGCCCCCGUGCGCUCGUCUGGGUGACGCCUUUAACGUGACGUCACACCCCGCAGCAGGGAGAAGCGAUUUCUGGGGGGCAACCGUGCGGUGACGUCACCUGACGGACCACGCCCACGCUGAGGGAGCCACACUGCUGGGGUCACCGGGACACGCCCCCGUGUGACGUCGCUCAUGGCCACGCCCCAGACUAACACAUCUGACCACGCCUAUUUGUGACAUCAUACGGCAAACCACGCCCCGACCGGAAUUUGCACGUGGCCACGCCCCCCCAGGACCCGGGGUGGCACCAGGAGCCCCGGGGGUGGCACCAGGACCGGGGGUGGCACCAGGAGCUCUGAGGGUGGCACUAGGACCUCUGGGGGUGGCACCAGGAGCCCCGAGGGUGGCACUAGGACCCGGGGUGGCACCAGGAGCCCCGGGGUGGCACCAGGACCCGGGAGAAGGGAGGUCACGCAGCUCAGUGGCGGCUGCCAUCGCCAGGCGCCGGAACUACAUUACCCAUCACCCCCCUCGCGCCACCAGCUGACAGACAGCUCGUUUGACCAAUCACCAUCGACAUUUCCGCCUGUGGGCGGGAGCAGCGGUGCGAGCCAGCCAAUGGGCGCGCGGGGCGGGCCGCGGCGCGGCGGGGGAAGAUGGCGGCGGCGGGCCGGUGGCGGGCCGGGCUGGCCGUGCUGGCCGUGGUGCUGGGGCUCGGCGGGGCGGCGGCCGAGCAGACCGAGGAGCACCUCAAACGGGAGCACUCGCUGUCCAAACCGUACCAGGGUGUGGGCUCGGCCAGCUCGGGGCUGUGGGACCUGCUGGGCAACGCCAUGGUCAUGACGCAGUUCAUCCGCCUCACCCCCGACGUGCAGAGCAAGCAGGGAGCCGUGUGGAACCGGGUGCCCUGUUACCUGCGGGACUGGGAGAUGCAGGUGCACUUCAAGAUCCACGGGCAAGGCAAGAAGAACCUCAACGGAGACGGUUUCGCCAUCUGGUACACCAAGGACAGGAUGCAGCCGGGACCUGUUUUUGGGAGCAAGGACAACUUCCUGGGGCUGGGAGUGUUCGUGGACACGUAUCCCAACGAGGAGAAGCAGCAGGAGGCUCAGAAGAGGAGGUACAGCCCUGGAAACCAGGUGCUGAUCGACAUCGACGGCAAGCACGAGUGGCGGGAUUGCAUCGACGUGCCCGGCGUGCGGUUGCCCCGUGGCUACUACUUCGGGACGUCCUCGGUCACCGGGGACCUGUCAGACAACCACGACAUCAUCUCGCUGAAGCUGUACCAGCUGACGGUGGAGCGGACGCCGGAGGAGGAAAAACGGGAUCGGGAAGUUUUCCUGCCCGUGGUGGACAACCUCAGGCUGCCAGGAAUGGAGGCGCCGCUGGAGCCCAUGAGCGGCCUGGCCCUGUUCCUCAUCGUCUUCUUCUCACUGGUGGCCCUCGUCUUCGCCAUCGUCAUCGGCAUCAUCCUCUACAACAAGUGGCAGGAGCAGAGCCGCAAGCACUUCUACUGAGCCCAAACCCCCGGGCUGGCCCAUCCCGGGCUAGUGGUGGCCACAUCCCCAUUGCCACCUGUGCCAGGGUGCCAGGGACCCCCCAAAGGACGGU